Molecule: messenger RNA, 2465 nt
Organism: Oenanthe melanoleuca
Lineage: Eukaryota; Metazoa; Chordata; Aves; Passeriformes; Muscicapidae
Gene: KCNAB1
Product: potassium voltage-gated channel subfamily A regulatory beta subunit 1
Exons: 14
Coding region: 942-2144 (400 amino acids)
Biological process (GO): potassium ion transport; negative regulation of delayed rectifier potassium channel activity; transmembrane transport
Cellular component (GO): juxtaparanode region of axon; cytoplasm; extrinsic component of cytoplasmic side of plasma membrane
Molecular function (GO): transmembrane transporter binding; potassium channel regulator activity; voltage-gated potassium channel activity
Source: RefSeq, a predicted model, not a curated record
GCCUGAACCUCCGCCUUCCCUCGGAGCACAAAGGAGGCCCGCGGAUCGCAUCCUCGCCAUCCUCUCCAUCCUCCCCGCAGGCUCUGGCGGGAUCCCGGCGCCGCUGCGGAGCCGCUGCCAGCGCUGGGCGCGCUGCCAUGGGGGGGAGGUAGCGCUGCUGCGCCCGGCCGGAGGAAGGACACCGAUGGAUGCUGCCGCUCCUUAGGGACGCGGCUCGGCCGUGCCUGCUCAGCACUUGGCGCUCGGGCAGGAUGCCCGCAGUGAUUUAAAACCAGCGGCCGGCAGAGGCAGAGCGGCUGCGGAACCAGCACCAUGGAGCAGCGGAGCUCCGGCAGCACCUGAGUGGAUGGAUGCCUGAGCGGAUGGAUGCCUGAGUGGAUGGAUGCUUCUGGCUGAAGCAGCAGCAGCAUCGCCGCGGACAGCCCGGAGUGAGCCCGCAGUGAGCCCAGAGUGAGCCCGGAGUGAGUGAGCCUGGAGUGAGCCCGGAGCGAUCCCGCAGCGAGUGAGCCCGGAGCCGCUGGCCUGGAGUGAUCCCGGAGUGACCCGCAGUGGGCCCGGAGUGAUACCGGAGUGACCCGGAGUGAGCCUGGAGCGAGCCUGGAGCGAGCCCACAGUGAUCCUGGAGUGAGCCCGGAGCGAGCCCGGAGUGACCCGCAGUGAGCCCGGAGUGACCCGGAGCGAGUCAGGAGCGAGCCCGGAUUGAGCCCCAGUGAGCCCGCAGCGACCCGGAGUAGCCCGGAGUGAGUGAGACCGGAGCGAGCCCGGAGUGAGCGAGCCCGGGGCCACGGGCGCGGUUGCCGUGGCGAGCUCUCGUUCGGCUGCCGGCCGCUCCCCCGGAGCCCCCCGAGCCCGGGCAGCCCCCGCCGGGGCCGUGCCCGCCCUGCUGGGCAGCCGCAGCCCGAGGGGGGCCGGGGGUCCGCCCGCCACCCGCCCGGGGCGCGAUGCAAGUGUCCAUCGCCUGCACUGACCACAACUUGAAGAGAAAUGGUGAAGACAGGCUCAUCAGCAAGCAGAACACCACCACCCCGAACGUAGUGAAUGCAGCCCGGGCGAAAUUUCGGACAGUGGCUAUUAUCGCUCGCAGUUUGGGGACAUUUACCCCGCAGCACCACAUUUCGUUAAAAGAAUCCACCGCAAAGCAAACGGGCAUGAAAUAUAGAAACCUUGGCAAGUCUGGGCUGAGAGUGUCGUGCCUGGGGUUGGGGACCUGGGUGACUUUUGGAGGUCAGAUCUCAGACGAGGUGGCCGAGCAGCUGAUGACCAUCGCCUACGAGAGCGGAGUGAACCUGUUUGACACGGCUGAGGUGUACGCAGCCGGCAAGGCCGAGGUGAUCCUGGGCAACAUCCUGAAGAAGAAGGGCUGGAGGAGAUCCAGUUUGGUGAUAACCACAAAGCUGUACUGGGGUGGCAAAGCUGAGACAGAGAGAGGCCUUUCCAGAAAACACAUCAUUGAAGGGCUGAAGGCUUCCCUGCAGAGGCUGCAGCUGGAAUAUGUGGACGUGGUCUUUGCCAACAGGCCGGACAACAACACCCCCAUGGAAGAAAUCGUGCGGGCGAUGACGCACGUGAUCAACCAGGGCAUGGCCAUGUACUGGGGCACGUCCCGCUGGAGCGCCAUGGAGAUCAUGGAAGCCUACUCCGUGGCCAGGCAGUUUAACAUGAUCCCCCCCGUGUGUGAGCAGGCUGAGUAUCACCUGUUCCAGAGGGAGAAGGUGGAGGUGCAGCUGCCAGAACUGUAUCACAAAAUCGGGGUGGGAGCCAUGACAUGGUCCCCCCUGGCCUGUGGGAUCAUCUCAGGGAAAUAUGGCAACGGGGUCCCUGAGAGCUCAAGGGCUUCACUCAAGUGCUACCAGUGGCUGAAGGAGAAGAUCAUCAGUGAGGAGGGCAGGAAGCAGCAGGGGAAGCUGAAGGACCUGUCCCCCAUCGCCGAGCGCCUGGGCUGCACGCUGCCACAGCUGGCUGUCGCGUGGUGCCUGAGGAACGAGGGGGUGAGCUCUGUGCUCCUGGGAUCCUCCAACCCCGAGCAGCUGAUCGAGAACCUGGGAGCCAUCCAGGUCCUUCCAAAGAUGACAUCCCAUAUUGUAAAUGAAAUAGAUAAUAUCCUGGGCAACAAGCCCUUCAGCAAGAAGGAUUACAGAUCCUAAUGCAAUGCAUGAAUUUCCUGGACUGCAUGGUUUAGAAGUGCUCUGUACUCCAGUACAGCCCUGAAUUACUCUCAUGAGAAUCAUUCAGCACUUGCUGCUCGGUGUCUCCUGUCACUGGAUCCUUGAGAUGUGUGCUCUUGCUACUACUCUGCAGUGAAUUUAAAAGCACAGGUGAUCUCUUCUAACCAAGAAUAACCUUGUAUUUUCUUACCUUCUCAACCGAGUUCAUUAAUUUUUACUUUACUCUUUGCACCUCAUGCUUGUGCUGUGACAAACACUUGUAAAGCAAAAAAAAAAAAAAAAAAAAAAGGAAAAAAGAAA